Limanda limanda (common dab) is the source of this 4445-nucleotide messenger RNA. RefSeq names its product estrogen receptor 2b (gene esr2b). Gene Ontology annotation, molecular function: steroid binding; nuclear receptor activity; nuclear estrogen receptor activity. The transcript has 10 exons. Gene Ontology annotation, biological process: estrogen receptor signaling pathway; cellular response to estradiol stimulus; regulation of DNA-templated transcription. NCBI's taxonomy places the organism in Eukaryota, Metazoa, Chordata, Actinopteri, Pleuronectiformes, Pleuronectidae. Bases 499 to 2511 code for a protein of 670 amino acids. Gene Ontology annotation, cellular component: nucleus. The record is from RefSeq and is a predicted model, not a curated record.
ACCCUGGCACCCGAGCCCCGGAGAGGACACCGGGACAUUCUACCGGGACACCGGGCGAGGGACAGACUCUCGGAGGAAUAACGCGGAGGGAUACGUGGUGUUCGUCUCCACUUUCACUUUUUACGCACCGGUUUUUUUUCCUCCUCCUGACGCAGCAGCGGCGCAGGAAACUGACUUCUACCCAACAGCUGCACAAACACAUCCUCUCCUCCUCUUCUCUUCUCCUCCUCUCCUCCUUCCAUCAGCUUCUAUUCUGCACGUCUUCAUCUGCAACUUUCCGGUCCAGAGACACGUGGACGGAGUGUGUCCGCGGUGCGUCACGGAGGAGAAGUCGUGUCCAGCCCGACAGGUGCAGCUCCGACCUGCUGCUGCUUCCACAAGCUGGGGUUCACUCCACAGGACUCGUCUGCUGAUGAAGAUGCUGUAGAGGAAGCAGCUUCGUCUUCAUCAUCCCUGUCCACCACCACCACCCCCCCCCGCUCAGUUCCCCCCCGUGACAUGGCCUCCUCCCCCGAGCUGGACACCGACCAUCUACCGCUGCUCCAGCUGCCGGAGGUGGACUCCAGUAAGGCGUGCGAGAGGCCGAGCCCCCCGGCGUUCCUGCCCUCCGUGUACAGCCCCCCCCCGGGCAUGGACAACCACACCGUGUGCAUCCCCUCUCCGUACGCAGAGAGCGGCCACGAGUACGACCACGGACCCCUGACCUUCUACAGCCAGCCGGUGCUGAGCUACGGCAGAGCGCCCGGCCCCCCCGAGAGCCAGUCGUCCCUGUGCCCCCCCCUCAGCCCCUCGGCCUUCUGGCCCUCCCACGCUCACGCCACCGGGCCGUCGCUGACCCUGCGCUGCCCUCAGCCGCUGGGCUACGGCGAGCCGGGUCCACACGGCGCCUGGCUGGAGCCCAAGGGCCACGGCAUCAACUCCAGCAGCUCCAUCAUCAGCUGUAACAAGCUGCCGGGGACCAGGUUAGAGGGCGGAGCCAACUCCUCCUCCUGCUCGUCUGCGGGGGGGAAAGCCGACAUGCACUUCUGCGCCGUGUGCCACGACUACGCCUCGGGGUACCACUACGGAGUGUGGUCCUGCGAGGGCUGCAAGGCCUUCUUCAAGAGGAGCAUCCAGGGACACAACGACUACAUCUGUCCGGCCACCAACCAGUGCACUAUCGACAAGAACCGGCGUAAGAGCUGCCAGGCCUGCCGUCUACGGAAGUGCUACGAAGUGGGCAUGAUGAAAUGUGGUGUGAGACGUGAACGCUGCAGCUACCGGGGACCUCGCCAUCGCCGUGGCGGACCUCAGCCUCGGGAUCCCACGGGCCGGGCCCUGGUCCGGGUGGGGCUCGGCCCUCGAGCUCCGCGGCUCCUCCACAUGGAGACGCCUCUCGCCCCCUUCGCCCCCCCGCCCCAGGCGAGCCACGUGCACCACUCGGCCAUGAGCCCGGAGGAGUUCAUCUCCCGCAUCAUGGAGGCCGAGCCUCCGGAGAUCUACCUCAUGGAGGACAUGAAGAAGCCCUUCACCGAGGCCAGCAUGAUGAUGUCCCUCACCAACCUGGCAGACAAGGAGCUGGUGCUCAUGAUCAGCUGGGCCAAGAAGAUCCCUGGGUUCUUAGAGCUGAGUCUUGCAGAUCAGAUCCACCUGCUGAAGUGCUGCUGGCUGGAGAUCCUGAUGCUGGGCCUGAUGUGGAGGUCGGUGGAUCAUCCUGGAAAACUCAUCUUCUCUCCGGACUUCAAACUCAACAGGGAGGAGGGUCAGUGUGUGGAGGGCAUCAUGGAGAUCUUCGACAUGCUGCUGGGAGCCACGUCUCGGUUCCGGGAGCUGAAGCUUCAGAGGGAAGAGUACGUCUGCCUGAAGGCCAUGAUCCUCCUCAACUCCAAUCUGUGCACCAGUUCCCCUCAGACCUCCGAGGAGCUGGAGAGCAGGAGCAAGCUGCUGCGGCUGCUGGACUCGGUCAUCGACGCUCUGGUCUGGGCCAUUUCCAAACUGGGCCUGUCCACCCAGCAGAAGACCCUGCGCCUGGGACACCUCACCAUGCUGCUGUCACACAUCCGACACGUCAGUAACAAAGGCAUGGACCACCUCUCCAGCAUGAAGAGGAAGAACGUGGUGCUGGUGUACGACCUCCUCCUGGAGAUGUUGGACGCCAACACAUCCGGCGGCAGCAGCGGCAGCAGCAGCCAGAUGUCCUCCUCCCCGACCUCUGACCUUUACUCUGAGCAGCAGCAGUACCCUGCCCCCCCGUCUCACCUGCAGCCCGGCUCGGACCGGCCCGACCACGCCUCCGACCACCAGCCUCCGCACAGACCGUCCCACGACCUGGACCGACACCUGCAGGCGGCGCCGCUCCAGGCCACGCCUCCGCCUCACAGUCUGGGCGGGACCCACAUGGAGAGCCACGAUUACCUGCACCCGGACCAGUGGUCGCUGGACGCCGGGGACGCCGGCUCCUCCCCCCCCGUGGAUCCGGCCGACUGCCUCAUGUUCGACCACGUCCUGCUGGGAUCCUCGUUGGAGGGAUGACGGGACAGAACAGACUCUGAACUUUAGCAGCUCUCCGUCCCCCCAAAGAAACAAGAAAACACACAAAAACAUGAAAACACAAAGUGCUGUUGUGAGUUAAAGCUUCUUUCGUUUCUCUCGUCCAGAUGUUUUUAGUCCUUAAGAGAAAAAAGAAGAAGGUGUUUCUCGACCGAAUGUAUAUUUUGUGCGUGUUAGAUAUUUCCUGUGAACGUGCACUACAGCUAAAACCGCUGCCAGUCAGUUUCCCGCUCUUUUUUGAUAAACAGUAUUUGUAUCUCCUUUUUUCACCUCGGUGUCACAGAACCAGCCAUCGAACCCCCGGCACCGUGCACCGUGCACGCCGUGUCCACGAGGAGAGUGAGUCGUGUCUCCUCCUCCUUCACCACUUCUCUGUGUUUGGUGUUUGAAUCGGUGCCUGUUCAGGAUUUUUCUACUCUCUGUUGUGGCCUUUUAAAGAAAUGACUGUUAAAAAAAGCUUUUCCUGGCUGUACCUAAAAUGUAAAGUUGUAAACCUUAAAGCAACACUGUGUGACUUCUGAGCAACAGCGCCCCCUGCAGAGAGAAAACGACGUGGCGAGUGCAGCCCUGACGCUUGAUAUUACCCAUGAUCCUCUGCUUCCUGACCCACAAGAGCUGCAGCCGCAAAAAAAUCCACCAAAGUCUGUUUAGAAUCCUUCGUAUUUCAAAGUUUCCUGCUGAAUAUUGGAGAUAAUCUCUGGUUUUUAAUAACUUGAGGCUUUGUCGUGGAAUUUAACCAAUACUCAAGCACAAGUCAUCACAAUUGUUCUUUCUGAGAGUUUUAAUUCUACAUCUGCAGAUGGGCAUCACAGUACAAAUCACGGCAAAGAUUUCAUACAAUGAGCAAUGACAUACAGGAGACACAGCAGUUUUAAACCUUCACAAGCUCCUCCUGUGAGAGGAACACAUGUUAUCAAUUAACCACUUUGAUCUUAAGAAAUAGGUGAUCAGUAUCCUGUCUUCUACUCGGCCUUAAGCUCCUUGAGUGAACCAUCUGUUUUCAAGGAUCUGUUAUCAGUGUUUUACAACCCACUCACAUCCCCUUUCCUGUGAGGUCAUGGUUAGGUGACCCUGUAAGUGAGGAAGUCAUAUAACAUUAGUUGCUUGAGAAACACCCUGAUACCUAAGAGAAUCCAUUUGCUCAUCUUUCUAUACAUCAAAGUAGUUCCUUCCAUCAAUCAAUGCCCAAAUGUUAAAAUUCCCACCACAGCUUUUAAACUGAUCUCAGUUCAGCUUCACUCUUCACCUGCAGCUGAUUCUCGGUCACUUCUUCUCUCAGGAGAUGGAACCCGCUCAGCUCAGUUCCUCAGUGUUGCUUUAACAAACAGGAGUCGUGGUGUUCUUUGCUGUAGUUCAGGACUCUUCCUCAGUGAAGGAGACAGGAGGAGUGGGAGCGUCUGUCCUGCUCGUCCUGAUCGUCUUGGCUCUGUCGUCUUUGGCUUCUCGUCCUUCAGAGAUUUGUCUCCUCACGCAUGUGAAACCUCCUGUUUGUGUUUUGUUUGCUGUGGUUUUACUUUGGAUCGUUUUCCACGUUCAGCCAAACAAACUGAGAAGCUGUCAAAUGCUUUUUGGACAAACACUCGUGAGCGGUGCCACUUCUCUUCAGCUUUAGCUCCAGAUUGUCCACCGGAGACAGACAUGUGCACUCGUCCCUCUGUCCUGGUUGUGUUGUUGUACAUGCAUGAACCCACACAAAUGUUUCUCGUGACAGUUUGGACACAACACACACACACACACACACAAUCCAUUUCCUGGAUCUUGAUGUUUCUGGUUUCCUUUCUGUGUUUCUACUCCAGCGAUACAGUGAACAGACGCCAGCCAAUCAUGGCAAACACAGUUUAUUGUCAAUCAAUAACAACAAUCUAUACAUCCCAUAAAUAAGUGUUCACAAAAUAAAAUCAAACUUUACACACGUU